GGAAUAUCAAUAUCCUAAGCGGCGUCGUUUAGAUGCCUAAGCCAUAAACAGAGAAGCGAACAUUAAAGAAGAUGAAAACCCAAACCUAAAACCCUGAAAAAUCCUAGUCGAACAGAAUGAAAUAGAAGCAGAGAUAAAGAGAGCAACGCAGAUGUUUGCUGUAAGGAAACUUUACAGCCAUAACUUCAAGACCCUCUCUUCUCAACUUCUAUCCAAUCCCAACAGAAAUGCUUUGUUAGUAAAGAAUGUUAGUCCGAAGCUCACUCGUACCCAACUUAUGCAACCGAGUAUUAGUGAUGAAGAUAGGUUUUGCUCGUACUUACCAUUGAACCAUUCUUUUUAUAAUGGUACGCGCCGCUGGAUGUCUACUCCAAGAGGGAGGAGUAUGAGAAGUAAAGUGGAGCAAAGGAUGCAAAAAGAGUCCAGUAAAACCGUUAGAGAGAUUCGGAGGGCCAAGAAGUUGAAGAAGAAAUUGAUGACUGAUGAGGAGAGAAUGAUUUACAAUCUCAAAAGAGCUAAGAAAAAAGUUGCACUCCUUUUACAAAAGCUUAAGAAAUAUGAGUUGCCUGACCUGCCACCUCCUUUGCAUGAUCCUGAGCUGUUUACACCUGAGCAAAUUCAGGCAUAUAAGAAGAUCGGGUUUAGAAAUAAAAAUUAUGUUCCUGUCGGUGUUCGUGGAGUAUUUGGAGGUGUUGUUCAGAAUAUGCAUCUUCACUGGAAGUUUCAUGAGACUGUGCAAGUAUGCUGUGACAACUUUCCCAAAGAAAAAAUAAAGGAAAUGGCUACUAUGCUAGCAAGAUUGAGUGGGGGAAUUGUGAUAAACACUCAUAAUGUGAAAACAAUCAUAAUGUUCCGAGGAAGAAACUAUCGGCAGCCCAAAAAUUUGAUACCAAUAAAUACCCUUACAAAAAGAAAGGCACUAUUUAAAGCCAGAUUUGAGCAAGCUCUUGAAUCUCAGAAGUUGAACAUUAAAAAAAUAGAACAGCAACUUCGGAGAAUGGGCGUAAAUCCUGAGGAUCCAGUUGCCAUGGCUAGCAUCCAGAGAGUAGCCUCCACUUUUUUCAAUGCUAUUGACAAGAAGGAAGGCAGCCCUUAUGUCUUCCAAGGCGACAUACAGCCGGUAGCACAGCCCACUGAUGACUUAAAUCUUCCAGAUCCUGGUGAAAGUGACCAGGAGGAGCUGGACAAGUUUAUAGCUGAAAUAGAGGAUGCAGCAGAUAAAGAAUGGGCUGAGGAAGAAGCUAAAGAACAAGAGGAAUUUGGCAAGAUAAGGUAUUGGAACAAAGAGGAAUAUGGUGGAAGGGUUCGAAGAUCAGAAAUGUAUAGAAAUGAAAUUUCUGAUGGUGAGGAAAGAGGGGCAAGGCGGUGGAAAGAUGCGCAUGACACGCGGAGGAAUUCUGAUCGAGACAAUGAUAGUGACAUGUCUGAUGGUGGCGAUCAGUGGGACUCUGGAGAUGUUGGAAAUGUUCAUAAAUUUGAGAGUGAUGCUGAUGACUCUUCUGAUGAAGUUCAUAGUGCACAAAGUAGAUACAGAGGUGUGCAGAGGCAGCGGGAUGGGAUUGGUAGGGACAUUGGUAGGGACUAUAAUGAUAAGAAUAUCAGCAGACGGAAUCCAGUAAUUAAAUUUCAAAGGGAGGUGGUUGAAGAAAAGUCGGAAUCAGAGGAGAUGUUGAGCGACCUUGAUAAUGCGAUGUGGGAAUCAAGUUCUGAGGAAGAAGGUGAAGCAAGAGCACCAAGAGUGGAGGCAAGUCAUAAAUUAGAAGAUAUAUCGGGAGAUCAAGAUAGUCAAAAGUUGGAAUCAAAUUCUAGGCAACAGUAUGACUUAAAUGCAUCACGUAAAAAAUCUAGUCAUGAUUUCAGGAGCAGCAGAAAUGAGAAGAUGGGAUUUAAUGCUAUUAGGAGUGAUGCAGAGGAAAAUGAUAAAUUGCCCCAUGAGUUUAAUAUAUCUAGACAUGCGGAGCAGGAAAGGACCCGCUCUUCCUUUAGAACUUCUGAAGAUAACAUUAGGCAAAGAAUAACUCAGGAAGAUUCAGGGUCAGAGAAUAUGAUUAGUGACUCAGAAGUUGCUGAAUGGGAAUCAGAAACAGACGUCGAAGAAGACUCGAGAGCUGGCAAUGAAUGGAAACAUGAUUAUGGGGAUAGUGGUGAAACUGAAGAUUACCAGCACAAGCAAUGUGAGACGAACGAAGUAAAUUAUAAAAAGAAGACACAAAAAGAGGUGGAUGAGGAUUGGGAUAGCGAUUAGCUGAGAGGAGCUGCAUUGCUUCCAUGUCGACGCAAGUCAAGGUAACUAAAUUUUCUUUCGAUCAAUCAAAGCAGAAUCUAUGGUACUUAACAUUGACGGUGGUUAAGAAAGGAUUGCGUACUUGUACCUUUCUGAUAAGAAAACAACACAUUACUUGAAGCACUCUGUACAAAAAAGCAAUUUUGCUUCUGCAAAUUCAUUUGUUGCCCUGUGUUGUGUUGGUGUUGAAUUACUGUUCUUUUCCAUGGGGAAAUCCAUGGUCUGUGUAAACAUAAUUGAGGAUAAAUUUCUAUCUAUUUAGGGCAUAAUUUGCCGUUCUUUAA
Mercurialis annua (annual mercury) is the source of this 2568-nucleotide messenger RNA. Its product is annotated as CRM-domain containing factor CFM9, mitochondrial. The coding region runs from base 152 to 2245 and encodes 697 amino acids. Gene Ontology annotation, molecular function: RNA binding. NCBI's taxonomy places the organism in Eukaryota, Viridiplantae, Streptophyta, Magnoliopsida, Malpighiales, Euphorbiaceae. The transcript has 4 exons. The record is from RefSeq and is a predicted model, not a curated record.